Messenger RNA from Lodderomyces pseudojiufengensis, 1059 nucleotides. RefSeq lists its product as uncharacterized. Lineage: Eukaryota; Fungi; Ascomycota; Pichiomycetes; Serinales; Debaryomycetaceae. The coding region runs from base 1 to 1059 and encodes 352 amino acids. The transcript has a single exon. The record is from RefSeq and is a predicted model, not a curated record.
AUGAAUUCUAUUUUUGAUUUUCAGUUAUCAAACGAGGAUACAAAUGAAUUUGUUCAAUAUGUUAAUCGAUUCGGUGGAGAAUCAAGGAUUAGCUUUUCUGGUAACAAAUGGGAGAUAAAAUCUUUACCCCAAAGCCAAGAAGGCAAACAAGUUUCAGAGAUAUUAAACAUUUUUAAUUCAAUGCAAUGUCCACAAGUUUUUGUCAAUAAUGAUAAAGUGAUCACGGUCAAUAAGCACAUGGUAGAUGGCAUGAUUAAUUUCUUACCAAACAAUAUUCAUGGCAACGGAAAAAUAGAAAACAUUAUUUUUUUGUAUAAAUUGUUUUAUAUUAGCUGGUUUUUUAAAUUCCCCACUAUUUUUUAUACAUAUCCAGGUGUAUCACUAAUGUCAAGUCCAGCCAUUAAAACAUAUAAGAUAAAAAAACUCAAUAGAUUUGUUUUCAAACGUCAAAUUAUUAGAAACAAAACUAUCUUCGAAUGGACAAAAAAGUUCACAUUGGACAAAAAUCAUAUCAAUGAUAAAAAAUUAGUUGUAUUAGAUGAUGAAGAUACAUUCAAUACUAAAAAAGGGUUAAAUACAUACAUCGUAAACAAAUUGCAUUAUUUGGCACAUAUAAUGCAAUUCAAGGUGAACCAAGAACCUGAAACAUUUUUGUCAGGAAACUUAGUAAAACCUGAUAUAUAUAUUUCUGGUAACUACAAAUGUACAAUACAAGUGAAAAGAAAAUUAAUAAAAUUCGCAAUGGAGAGCAAAAAUCAUGGAAGUUCCAGCCAAAGCCAUUACUUGACAUUCCAAAGCUUCACAGAAGCGUUGGCUAGUGGGUUAUCUAAGUCAAUAGCAAUAGAUGCUGAAAGGAUUUGCCUUUUUGAGUUCUCAAUUGUGAAAGAUAAGUUUGAAGACAAAUUUGUGCAAGUUGACUACCAAAUAUUUGACUAUUCGAAUAAAUUCAACUUAUUCUCGUUAUUGGCAUUGCUUUUGGAAGAGCAUUUUAAAAGGGAUGCCUGUAAAGUUAGUGAAGAAGACAAGGCAGAUAUGCUUUUCGCGUUGAGACAAAGAUAA